CUCUGUCCUGGUCCGGCUCUGUCCUGGUCCGGUUCUGUCCUGGUCCGGUUCUGUUCGUGUGUCAGAUGGAGGACGCCGGCGCCAUCAGGUCCUGGUUCUCCAGCCCGGUCUACAGACGCUACUGGCAGCACUACCAGCAGGCCAUGGGCUGGUACCGGAGACACAGACGGGCCUACAGGAAGUCCUGGGAGGCGGCCCGCGGCCCGGUUCACUGGCACGAAGGAUGUCCCGACGGCCAGCAGCGCUACGCCGACUGGCAGACCGGAGAGAGCGAGGAGGAGGAGGAGGAGGGAGGAAGCAGCUCGGACAGCGACAUCGAGUGUGACGUCAGCAACAUGGAGAUCAGCGAGGAGCUCCGGCAGUAUUUCGCCCACACGGAGAGACAUCGAGAGGAGCUCAAGAGGCAGACGGAGGCCGAGCAGCAGGACGCGUACGUCCCCGCCGACCAGGACCUGCGCAGCGUCUCCUGCCGCGGCAGCGUGGCUCCUCCCUCUGAGCGGCCGGGGGAGAGGCGGGCCGCCGAGAUGAAGAAGCUGUACGGCCGAGACGCCGCCAAGAUCCAGGCCAUGGAGGCGGCCAUGCAGCUGAGCUUCGACAGGAACUGUGACCGGAAGCAGCCCAGGUACUGGCCCGUCAUCCCUCUGAGACUGUAGGAGGAGGAGACGCAGGAGGAGGAGACGCAGGAGGAGAAGACGAGCCCCCUCAGCGUCUGAUGGACUGUGGCCGUCUGAGCUGCAGCUGUGGAGCUAAAGUCGAGUUACUCUGAGG
This is a messenger RNA of Nematolebias whitei (Rio pearlfish), 768 nucleotides long. It is a transcript of the gene gemin8, whose product is annotated as gem (nuclear organelle) associated protein 8. Bases 66 to 653 code for a protein of 195 amino acids. The record is from RefSeq and is a predicted model, not a curated record. Lineage: Eukaryota; Metazoa; Chordata; Actinopteri; Cyprinodontiformes; Rivulidae. Gene Ontology annotation, biological process: spliceosomal snRNP assembly. The transcript is spliced from 3 exons. Gene Ontology annotation, cellular component: SMN complex.